Podospora pseudocomata is the source of this 1434-nucleotide messenger RNA. RefSeq lists its product as uncharacterized. The record is from RefSeq and is a predicted model, not a curated record. Bases 1 to 1434 code for a protein of 477 amino acids. The transcript has a single exon. Lineage: Eukaryota; Fungi; Ascomycota; Sordariomycetes; Sordariales; Podosporaceae.
AUGGCGCGAGCAACCCAAUGGCAUGCAACCAUUGCCAUUUACAUCUUUUUCCUACCUACAAUCUUUCUCCACCUUCACAUCAGAAUGAGUUCAGAAUUUGACCCGCAACACUCCUCUUCUGAAGAAGAAGCCAUUGAAAAAUGGAACCCCCGCCCCAUAGUCAGCGACCCAUCCCACUGCGCUGAGCUUUAUAACCUCCUACUCUCCAGAUACAUCGCCGCUAUCCCAUCUGAAUUCCACUCCCAAACCCACCCUCCAACAACAACCGCCCUCGAAACAACCCUCUUCCCCCGCUUCAGUACCCUCCACCCAGCCUUCUUCUCCAACAUGGAAGACCCUCACUCCCACCCAUUUCACAUCCUGCUCUCCCAGCUGCAGACAAGCUCUCCAUUCCAACGGGACGCAAUCCUCUCCCCGUUCUUCAUCCAACCAGAACCCGACUUGCUCGUCCCCUCAGAGGCGUACCACUCUCUCUUCCAGAUCGACUUUGAAGAGGCACUCGAACAACAAGGCCGGUGUCUCCUCUUGUUCCUCCCCGGGAACAUGGACUUCACCGGCGAGCCACCCUACGACGAGGGACUGGUGCUCGAUGCCGACACCCUCGAGGCGACAUGGCGCCACGGGAUGGACGGCCUGCCGGAGUACCCCGGUCCAAGCUGGAUUCCCCUCCAUGUUGUUUUGGAGAAAGAACGGGAAAAGUGGGAGAGGGGGGAGUACUACUUUGACGAGGAGCAGAUGAAGGUUGAGCAGAGAGGCUGGACAGAAAUCGGGUUGGACGAGACAGUUCAGGCUUGGGAGGGCUUGCUGAAGGCGAUCGAGGACAAGGGUGGGACGGGAGGGGAGUGGGAUGAGCCUCUGAGAUUGGAGGAUGAGGAUAUUGAACGGUACAAGGUCAGUCGGUUCGCCAAGGAGUUUCUGAGCAGGUCCAAGAGGCCAAAGUUCAAGUUUAUUGGUCCGGGAAUCACGGUGUUCUCGCCGGAGAGUUGGCUCGAGGUUUAUGGGUCCGAACCGGAGAAUUCUGAGCGGAGGUUGAACAAGAAUGGUGCUGAAUACCAAAACUGGCCGACUUUGGUUUUCCCGUCUGCUUACCAGGUUGGAUCGCCCUUUCAUCAAUGGAGCCCUGGGUAUUACAAGGCUGCACUUUCUGAGAUGGUUCACCGUCGGACGGGUGUUUAUCUCAAUGGAUGGGAUCAGCGGUACGCCGAGGCAGCUGAGCUGGUGAGCGGAUCAGCUGAUGUUCCUCGAGGGAUCACGUCUUUUGACAGGCCGCCACCAUGGGGACCAGUACGAGGGACCCGUCUGGCACUAAUCUUGCGGCACUGGACCAGGUUGGUGGAAGAUGGGACGUGGGAGGUGGGCGACGACGGUGUUGCAGAACAUUUGACUUGGUGGAAUGAUGACAAUAAAGCGAAGGCUCAAGUGAGGCGUGUUUAG